Messenger RNA from Hevea brasiliensis (rubber tree), 2323 nucleotides. Its product is annotated as rust resistance kinase Lr10. Lineage: Eukaryota; Viridiplantae; Streptophyta; Magnoliopsida; Malpighiales; Euphorbiaceae. Bases 54 to 2072 code for a protein of 672 amino acids. Gene Ontology annotation, biological process: protein phosphorylation. Gene Ontology annotation, molecular function: protein kinase activity; ATP binding; polysaccharide binding. The record is from RefSeq and is a predicted model, not a curated record. The transcript is spliced from 3 exons.
UAUGUUCUCUUUAUUUUCCAGGAAGGGAACCACAAUCUCCAAAUUACUCAGAUAUGGUGUUCAACGUUCUACCUUCCCCUAUUCUCCUUCCCAUCACAAUAUUAUCGUUACUCAUUAUCCCUACCUCCACUCACUCCCAUAACACCACCACCUCUUCAGGCUACGAGUUUUGCUCUCUAUUCAAAUGUGGUAACAUUACCUUCCCCUUUCCUUUCUCCUCUCUUCUUACCUUCGGUUUAGCUGCUCAAGACUGUGGCCUCCCUGGCUACCAAAUCGCCUGCGACGAAUCAUCCUCUCUCUCCGGCAUCAUUCUUUCUGGCAGGCGUUACCAGGUGAAAAAUCUUUUUCUAUCAGAAAGAUUGAUCACCGUCAUUGAUAUGCAACUUAUCAAGGACUUGAUGGCUGGCUCUUGCACUUCGUUACGUAAUCUCACAAUAAUGGCUAGUGGUUAUAUUCCUCCUCUUAGCCUCCCUCCUUGGGCCACUAAUGUUUCUUUGCUUCAGUGUCCUGGUGAGCUGAAACUUCCUCAUGAAUUUCUUGAAAAGGUAGUGCGUAACUAUACUUGUAGAGGUGGCGAUGCGCUUUAUCUAUGGCAGAAUGGGAGUCAAUUUGAUCCACCCAGACUCAGCCCUUCGUUAAACAUGAAGGGUUGCAGUUUGAUCAGGAUUCCUGUGUCAAUGGCUAGCUAUGGGUUCUUGAUCGAUAGGAAUAGGAAGCAUAGGAUUGAGCUGGUUGAUGUGUUGGCUGAUGGGUUUCCUUUGACUUGGCCAAAUUUUGAGGAGUGUAAUAGCUGCAAUGCGACAGGUGGACGGUGUGGAUUUGAUGGUAGUUUAAGGAGAAUCGUUUGCCUCCACGAAAAUCAAUGUCAGAAGAAAUGGAUAAAGUGGGAGCUCAUUUUAGGUGUUGCAGCAGGAUGUUCAGCCACGGCUAUUAUUGUUGUAGCCUUGAUGAGAAAGCGAAUUUCAACUGCCUUGAUCAAGACAGAGAGUCAAAAUACAGGAGAAGGAAUAAAUACUAAACGGUUUAUUAGAACGUAUCGAUCAGGGUUGCUAACCAACUAUACCCACAACGAUAUUAAGAAGAUGACCAAAGGUUUCAAAGAAAAAUUGGGUGAAGGAGGAUGUGGAAAUGUCUAUAAGGGAAAUUUAUCAGACGGUCGCCUUGUUGCGGUGAAAUUGCUCGAAAAAUCUAACCACAUAGGCCAUGAUUUUAUUAAUGAAAUUGCCACCAUUGGUAGAAUACACCAUGUUAAUGUUAUAAGCUUACUGGGUUUCAGCUGGAAUGGUUCAAGACAAGCUCUCAUCUAUGAGUACAUGCCUAAUGGGUCACUAGCAGACUUACUAUCCAAUGAAGAGUUCUGUCUUUCGUUAGGAAUGUCAAGGAUGCUUGAAAUUGCCAUAGGAAUUGCUCAUGGAAUAGAGUAUUUGCACAAUGGUUGUGAGUCACGAAUCCUUCAUCUCGACAUAAAGCCUCAAAAUGUGUUGCUAGAUCAGAAUUUCAAUCCCAAAAUUUCUGAUUUUGGAUUGGCAAAAAUAUACUCUCGAAGUCAAAGCGCAGUGUUGAUGACAAAUGCAAAGGGAACCAUUGGCUAUAUUGCUCCGGAGAUUUUCAUGAGAAAUUUUGGGAAUGCUUCUCAUAAGUCUGAUGUUUAUAGCUUUGGGAUGCUGCUACUAGAGAUGUUCGAAGGGAAGAAUCGUAUCGAACCAGGCACAACCACUUCGAGCGAAGCAUACUUCCCAAGUUGCAUCUAUAAGCUGGUUGAGCAGAAAAACUUGGAGUCUUAUGAACAUGAGGAUGCUAACAUAGUAACGAAGAUGGUUUUGGUAGGCCUAUGGUGCAUUCAAAUAAACCCUAAAGAACGUCCCUCGAUGACAAGGGUGUUGGAGAUGUUAACUGGGGAUGCAGAUGCCAUUGAAGUGCCUCCAAAGCCUUUCUUGUUUUCUCCUCCUCGAUUGCAACAUGAGAUUGACAUUGCCUCCAUUGGUGAAAGUGAUAUCAGUGAAUUGGAUUUCGCAUCAAACAGUUUCGAGAUGGAGAAUACAUCAACAGAUCACGCAAGCUUAGGGUGCUGAAAAGUCUUGCCAUGGAGGAUCCAUGAGGGAAAUGCAAUGGAAGUAGACGCGUUUUGUGGUGAAGAAAGUGAAAACAUGUUGUUAGGUUAAAGCCAAUUUGUUGUGCCAUAUUCGAUCUCUUUGGUUUUGUUUUGGAUAUGGUGUUAAUUGUUGAUUCCAUCCCUCUGCAUUUACAAAUUGUGAAGAACUUAUGUAUAUAUUAUUCAGGGCCUUGUACCCGGAAAAAUAUACAUGAAGCACAGUUGCUCUUA